GUUCAGAAGUGUAUAUAAAGUGAAGUCUCAGAGUAAUUUCUUGAGCCUGAACACUUACUCUCACAGCGCUCUAAGAAGCUGAACCCAUCUGUAGUUGUACAGACACCAUCCAGAGUUGCUGAAUAGCUGACUACACUCUUAAUUGAAAGGCUUUUUUGAACCAGUAAGCAUCUUCUGAGUGCUGAAGUGUGUUCAGAAAUGAAAGCAUCCGAGUUGACGUCAUUCGCUCUGGGUUUUAUGACAUGUGAUUCGCAUUGACAGACUCAAACCCCAUCGUCACGGUCAACUCCUUUCUGCAUCUUAAGUCCACCGACGUACACGGCAAGCCACUGGAGAAACUGCUAACAGUGGAAACGCCAUCCACACGGAGAAUGGACCAUCUGAACAUCUCUCUCGUUAUUCUCCUCAUCUUCUGUUCAUCGAGUGCUGGGAAAACAUUCUGGACUCAUUUAGGAACACGCUGUAUUGAAGACUGCAAGACUGAUGGGGGCGCAUACAAGUGCAAAACUAUUGAUAAAGAUGGACAGUGCAAGACAAUGUACUGUUCGCCUCAGGGAAACCUGGACUACUUGGGCAGGCAGUGCAGUGAAAACAGUAAGUGUGGGAAGCAUGGAAAUGACUACUAUUCAUGCAAAAUUGAUUUCUUUCAUUGGGGAUACUGUGGGUUGGUGACGGACAUCAUGAACCAUUAUGGAUCAUACACAGGUGCACAGUGUUAUGACCACUGUGAACAAAGAGGUGAAUACUACUAUUGGUGCCAUACUGAUGAGGGAUGGGAUUACUGUUCACCUAAUGAAAACAUAGAUUAUAAAAACAGGCCAUGUAAAGAAGGCAGCCCAUGUGAAAAACGCAAUAAUGACUACAAGCGGUGUGCAGUGGAGGGUGGCUUGGGUUACUGUGGGCUUGUGGAACCAAAGAUGUUCAUUCACCGAACAUAUACAAAUGAUGUUUGUAUUGACGAAUGUCGGUAUUCUAAGAGUAAAGAAUAUUACUGGUGCCACACUGCCAAUAGUUGGGACUACUGCUCUCCAGAGGUGGAUAUAACUUACAACGGCAAGCCCUGUCGCUCAGAUCACUCCUGUGACUUAAAUGGCUAUAGUUACAACUGGUGCUUGACCUCAGAGACAGAAUACGAUUACUGUGGGCCCAUUGAACCUGAAGAGUGCACCUACGUUACAUUUACACAUCGCAGCAGAAGAACCCCUGAAAAUCAUAUCCAGGAAGUUGUGAUAUGCACAAGGGUGGACAAAGAAAUCAAGAUAAUAACCACCUUUACUGCUGAGCCAGCUUCUAGUGACUUCACUGAUGGAAUUCAAUUUAGACAUGAGGUGGAAAAAUUAACCAGUCAAUGGCACAAUGGGUAUCUGAUGGACCAGGCCCGUUCUAAUCUGAUACACUCUGCUAAUGUCCAUGUUGACUUGCAGAGUCCCAUAAUCCACAACAACCAGACAUACUAUAACCUGCAAGUCCUGCUGAAAAAGCCACAGACCCUUGGUGAAAGCACCAUCUUGUCCCAGGUCCUCGUGCCUAAGGGAGUCCCAACCCGUUACAUUCGCCGAGCCUUUCUGGAGAGUCUCAAGAUGCGAGCUCGGAUUUAUAUUGAUGUUGCAACACUAAAUGAUUGUGUGAUCCAUGAGUUGGAGACAUGAAAUAAAGUAUGGUAGACAGGGUACUGCUAUCACUGUACAGCAGAAAUACAGAUAAGAAAAUCUAGAGAGUAGAACCAAUGAGUACAUUUAUACAUGAGAUUUUAUCGAAAUUAUCUUUUUUUUACUUCUCAAAUUAUGCUGGUUGAUGCAUGUGCCGAAUUUUCUUUGCCAAUCUUAAGCAAAUUGUAAUCAAUUGUUUUGGUUCAUUUUAGAAUUUCCACAACCCUCGCAGAACUUAUGGGAUCAGCGUGAAAGCUCCUACUUAGCCCCACCCUGAUCUAAUGAAAUGACCUGUUUAAAUUUGCUUCUCUGAUUUCUAGCUUUCAUUAAUUUUGCAAGAUGUCAAACCAUUCCAAAUCGACUGAAAUUCUCCAACAGCAGGUUGUCCACUUGAAGGCCAACCAAAGCAGGUCAUGGAAAGAAUUAAACUGCUGUGUGUGGUUUGUGAAAAACAAGAAGCUUGACUGCUUAUCUCUUCUAUGUUGACUGCAACGGUUGUUUAUGAAUGUUUUUGCCUAGUCACAAGAACUACUUACAACCUCAGCAACUAUGUCCAAAGAAGACAUUCAUGCUAGAACUUAGAAAAUCUUUGUUAGUUCGAGACAAAACCUUGUGGUGAAGACUUUUUGCUGGUAUUUUUGAUUGGUUAUUUUAAACUUGUUCAUUAAAGC
This is a messenger RNA of Danio aesculapii, 2320 nucleotides long. RefSeq lists its product as uncharacterized. The record is from RefSeq and is a predicted model, not a curated record. The coding region runs from base 372 to 1649 and encodes 425 amino acids. The transcript is spliced from 4 exons. NCBI's taxonomy places the organism in Eukaryota, Metazoa, Chordata, Actinopteri, Cypriniformes, Danionidae.